Messenger RNA from Pteropus alecto (black flying fox), 4990 nucleotides. It is a transcript of the gene TRPV2, whose product is annotated as transient receptor potential cation channel subfamily V member 2. Gene Ontology annotation, molecular function: calcium channel activity; protein binding. The record is from RefSeq and is a predicted model, not a curated record. Lineage: Eukaryota; Metazoa; Chordata; Mammalia; Chiroptera; Pteropodidae. Gene Ontology annotation, cellular component: membrane. The coding region runs from base 365 to 2647 and encodes 760 amino acids. Gene Ontology annotation, biological process: calcium ion import across plasma membrane. The transcript is spliced from 20 exons.
GGCGGGGCGUGUUUCUCCGAGAGCUGGAUGUGGCCACUGGUCCACUUGGCCAGUCCCUGGUAGCCAGCCGGUCCUGACUGGGGAGUUAACCCCUACUCUCCACCAUGCAUGCUGGCCAGGUGGACUGAGUGAGCGGAACGCCGAGAGACCACAGCCCACCAGCCCGAGCUCGGAGAGGCUGGGGAGGUAGGUGCUGCGGCUUCGGGGCUGUCAGCACUCACGUCACCUCCCGGCUUCACUUCCUCCCGCAGUCCUCGCCGCCUCUGAGGCUCGGGGAUCCCAGAGCUCGCAGCCAGCGACCGCCACGCCCUAGCUCAGCCGUGCGGGAGGUUCCAGCUGGAUAGAACAGGCCCCAACCCUUAGGAUGAGCUCGCCCUCCAGCCCUCCUGCUUUCAGGCUGGAGACAUUCGAUGGAGGUCAAGAAGAUGGUGCUAAUGUGGACAAAGGAAAGCUGGGCUAUGGAGAUGGGCCACCCCCCAUGGAGUCACCAUUUCAGGGCGAGGACCGGAACUUCCCCCCUCAAAUCAAAGUGAACAUCAAAUACAGAAACCAGCCAGACCCAAACCGCUUUGAUCGUGACCGGCUCUUCAGCGUGGUUGCCCGGGGUGUCCCUGAGGAUCUGACUGGGCUACUAGAGUACCUGCGCCGGACAAGCAAGUACCUCACCGACUCGGACUACACAGAGGGCUCCACGGGGAAGACAUGCCUGAUGAAGGCUGUCCUGAAUCUUCGAGAUGGGGUCAAUGCCUGCAUCCUGCCGCUGCUGCAGAUUGACCGGGAGUCUGGCAAUCCUCAGUCCCUGGUCAACGCCCAGUGCACAGAUGAGCACUACCGAGGUCAUAGUGCCCUGCACAUCGCCAUUGAGAAGAGGAGCCUGCAGUGUGUGAGGCUCCUGGUGGAGAAUGGUGCCGACGUGCACGCCCGGGCCUGUGGCCGCUUCUUCCAGAAGAAAAACCAAGGGACUUGUUUCUAUUUUGGCGAGCUGCCCCUCUCUCUGGCGGCAUGCACCAAGCAGUGGGAUGUGGUGACUUACCUCCUGGAGAACCCAAACCAGCCAGCCAGCCUGCAGGCCACCGACUCACUGGGCAACACAGUCCUGCAUGCCUUGGUGAUGAUCGCAGACAACUCGGCUGAGAAUAGUGCACUGGUGAUCCGCAUGUACGAUGGGCUCCUCCAAGUUGGGGCCCGCCUCUGCCCCACCGUGCAGCUUGAGGACAUCCGCAACCGGCAGGGCCUCACACCUCUGAAGCUGGCUGCCAAGGAAGGCAAAAUUGAGAUUUUCAGACACAUCCUGCAAAGGGAGUUCUCGGGACCGUGCCAGCCCCUUUCCCGCAAGUUCACUGAAUGGUGCUACGGGCCUGUCCGGGUGUCGCUGUAUGACCUGGCUUCUGUGGACAGCUGGGAGGAGAACUCGGUGUUGGAGAUCAUUGCCUUUCAUUGCAGAAGCCCGCACCGACACCGAAUGGUGGUUUUGGAGCCGCUGAACAAACUGCUGGAGGCGAAAUGGGACCUGCUCAUCCCCAGAUUCUUCUUCAACUUCUUGUGUUACUUGAUCUACAUGUUCAUCUUCACCACUGUUGCCUACCACCAGCCUGCCCUGGAGAAGGCCUUCCUCCCCAUGAAAGUGACAGCCGGAAACUCCAUGCUGCUGCUGGGCCACAUACUGAUCCUGCUUGGGGGGUUCUACCUCCUCGUGGGCCAGCUAUGGUACUUCUGGAGGCGUCGUCUGUUCAUCUGGAUCUCAUUCGUGGACAGCUACUUUGAAAUCCUCUUCCUGGUCCAGGCACUGCUCACGGUGCUGUCUCAGGUGCUGUGUUUCCUGGCCAUCGAGUGGUACCUGCCCCUGCUUGUGUCCUCACUGGUUUUGGGCUGGCUGAAUCUGCUUUACUAUACACGUGGCUUCCAACACACAGGCAUCUACAGCGUCAUGAUCCAGAAGGUCAUCCUGCGGGACCUCCUCCGCUUCCUUCUGGUCUACUUAGUCUUCCUUUUCGGCUUCGCUGUAGCCCUGGUGAGCCUGAGCCGGGAGGCCCGGGGCUCUGGGGUCCCCACAAACCCGAAUGCCACGGAGACAGUGCAGCCUGGAGCAGGACGAGAGGACGAGGAAGGCAGCUCGGCUCCAUACAGUGGCAUCCUGGAGGCCUCCUUGGAGCUCUUCAAAUUCACCAUCGGCAUGGGCGAGCUGGCCUUCCAGGACCAACUGCGCUUUCGUGGGGUGGUGCUGUUGCUGCUGCUGGCCUACGUGCUUCUCACCUACAUCCUUCUGCUCAACAUGCUCAUUGCCCUCAUGAGUGAGACCGUCAACAGCGUUGCCACUGACAGCUGGAGCAUCUGGAAGCUGCAGAAAGCUAUCUCUGUCCUGGAGAUGGAGAAUGGCUAUUGGUGGUGCAGGAGGAAGAAGCAGAGGGCAGGUGCGAUGCUGACAGUUGGUACCAGGCCAGAUGGUAGCCCUGAUGAGCGUUGGUGCUUCAGGGUGGAGGAAGUGAACUGGGCUUCCUGGGAGCAGACCCUGCCUACACUGCGUGAGGAUCCUUCAGGACCUGGCGACCAUGGCACCACGAAGAACUCUGCCUCGGCCUCCCAACCUGGGGAGGACAGUGCUCUGGAGGAAGACCAUCUGCCCCUCCAGCUCUUGGAGUUCCGCUGAUAACCCAGAUGCAGCAGGAGGCAGGCAGGAUAGAAUCAGGGAAUCUUUACAGCCCUAUCUGCUGACCCUGGGGCCCCAGGGAACUUUGGUGGCAAAUAUAAAUAAAUAUUUUCUCAUGACUAACUCUCUUGGAAACAUUAUUUGAGUAAAGUUACCAGGCCCUUGUGCUGGUCGACAUCUGCAUGACAUUGUGAGCACAAGCCUGUGUCUGGGGCUGGGCUGCUCACACCCUCACCUGGUGAGACUGGUGGGGGAAAGCAGGAGAUUGUCACCUGCUUUCCCCCAGCUUUGAGACUUUCCUCUUCCUGGGUGCAGGUAGCUGGCUCCAUUGUCAUGGCAGACAUGUGGUGGACAUCGGUAAGCACAGCCACCUCUCCUCCCUCUUCCACAGCCUCCAGACACCCCUUAAAGCCACCUCCAAGAUAUCUCAAAGCCUUUGAGCUCCUUGGUUUAGUCCAAAUUCUGGAUUAUUGCUUUCUCUUCCUGUUGGUCUUCUUGCUCAGUUCCCACCCUUGUAAGCCCUUCUCUGCAGGGCAGCCAGAGGAGUCUUCCUAAGACUCAAGAGAAACAUGGUACCUCCGUGAUCUGAAGGCUUGAGAGGCUCCUCAGUGCCCACAGGGUGCACUGGCUGACAUCCUCUUAAGUUUUGCUCAAGCAUUUCCAGACACUUGUCCCAUACCCCUGCUGCCCUCCAUGCUCUCUUUAGCACUUUCACUAAAUUCUUCAUGCAAGCUAAUGGACCUCGUGCGUAUCUGACUCCUUGACUUGGCUGUCGCUGGAAAGUCCUUCCCUCCAAUAAGAUCCUACACUUAUUUCCAAGACCAGCUCAAAAAUUGUCUCAUUAUAUAGUACUCCAGUCAAAAUGAAUCGCUCUCCCUUGGGGAAUGAGUUUUUAUAAAAUAUGUGUAUGGAUUGCAUAUUUCUUAAGUGGGAAAGACCUGAGCAUGUUCAUAUGGUGAAAGGAAAGCAUUCGCAGAGAGGGAGAGGUUUCCAUUGCUGGUGAGACGGGGCAUGAAUGGAGAAGCUUCGGAGAAUCAGAAAAUAGGGGAAGGGAGGAUGUUUGCUCGCUGCUCAAAAAUCAUUCUAGAGGGAGAUGAGAGCUGUCAGUGUGCAGGGGUUGAGAAGCUCCGUGGAUACUGUGAAAUAGUUGUGGGGAGAGCACACUAGCAACGCUUCUUAGAAUUAGGAGUACCCACUAUUUGUAAAUUCUCGCUGCGUGCCGUGCCAUGGCUCUGCAGGGUUUCAAGCGCGUUAUCUCAUGUGAUCCUCAGAACAACCUUCUGCGGCGCCGAUAUCUCCAUUUCUCAGAGACACCGGAACCUCAGAAAGGAUGAGCAACUCGCCCAAGGUCACGCAGCUAACUAGCGGAAGGGCAGGGACCCUACCCGGCAACCCUCGGUCCAGCCCCUGCGCAGGCGCUCUGGACCGCGUUGCGUGCCUGUGGCCCAGAUUUCCCGAGGCUGUGGAAGAAACCAUUAUCUCUACUGGAGGGGGGAGUCUUUGGGUGGUGCGGGGCCUGAAUUGUUAAAUGGGAUGAAAGUCCCGUGAGUCUUUGCCAGUAUCACCCUCCCUUCUGUGACAAGUGGAGUGUUCCGAAUCCUUAAGAGCCUCGGAGAUUGGGAGAGCUACCUUUUCACUAAAGCUGUCAUGGAGGCCCGUCGCCCUAUCCUGAGAUCUGCGAAGGCCGAGACCCCUUUCCCUGGCCCUGCCGUAAGGAGUGAGCAAAUCCGAGAGAAAUGGGUGGCAGACAUACUGCAGAAUAUCAAAGAAUUGAGCAGCAUUUCAUCCUGAAGACAGUCCAGGUUGCACAUUAGAGACUGGCAGUCCUUCAGCUGAGUAUUGGAGCGAGGAGGAGCAUUACCCUCCCGUGAGGUUUCAAGUGCUGAAGAAGGGCGAUCAAUGCUAUCUUAAAGCUGUUCGUAGCAGCAGUGGCAGCAGCACCUCACCCUGAGAAGUGGCUAUUUUCCCAGGGGAUGGUCAUCCAUGCUGUCGCAGGGGCAGAAUUUGAAGUCCCAAGGACCAGCAGCCACCAUCAAUUUGGACUCUGAAAACCUAGGCUUCAACAUUUGCUUAGAAAUAGGCUCACCUUGUGCCAUUCUUACCAACAGAGCCAAGAAAUGGAUUCGGUAACCUUUUUCUAAGACAGGCACUUUCAGUGCCAUUAAAUAAAUGCAUAAUUUUUCUAGAACUGUCCCUUGCUCAAAAGGAGCUUCUGUACAUUUUAAUAUUGUAUAAAUGUUAUAUUGAGCAAGGGUCUGAAUUCUUUAAGUUGGAAACUUCCUCCUCAAAUUAAUAUCCAUGCAAUUAACCAUUAGCUAACAUUGUAAUAAAGGAUGGUCUUUA